Colletes gigas is the source of this 2618-nucleotide messenger RNA. RefSeq names its product angiopoietin-2. NCBI's taxonomy places the organism in Eukaryota, Metazoa, Arthropoda, Insecta, Hymenoptera, Colletidae. The transcript is spliced from 10 exons. Bases 59 to 2386 code for a protein of 775 amino acids. The record is from RefSeq and is a predicted model, not a curated record.
AUCGUCGUAUCUCGUUCUAUUUAUCAUAUUCCGUUUAUUUUCCGUUGAGUUUUCGAGUAUGAAAGAGGCUAUAAUCAUUACCACGUGCCUGUUGGGUUUCGUGUUUGCUGGAAGUCCUAGACUGCCGAGAACCUCUGCCGACGAGCGUAAUACACGUAAUGUCACUAACAAUGGAAGCAUCGUCACUGGAAAUACGAUGUCGGCACCUAUCCGCAAUCCUCAACGAAACAGAGAACAGUACCUCUUCAAUGUUUUCGAGGUAAUAGUUUCGACUCUGGAAUCAAAAUUGCAGCGAAUCGAAAAUCUAGACAAAGCGGUGGAACAUCUGAUGAGGAGAGUAGAAGCUUUGGAUUCGCGCGUGAACGAUAACAUCGAUAAAACCGAUGCGGUAAUUACCAAGCUUCGAACGUUGGAUUUGAAGCUUUUUAAUUCGCCAGCAAUGUUUUUGCCAACCGAACGUGUCGUCUAUUCAACAAAACUACCCAAUGAUAAAAACAACAGUGAAAUCGGAGGCGAGAAAACAGCUUCGACGAUUCAAACGAUUCAUAACGAUCGAAGAGAUCCAUCGUCCGAGAGCCUCGGUGAUAAAUUAUUGUCGCUCGAUCAAAAGGUUUCCGAUAUAGACCACAAAUUGGUCGAUCUCAAGAAUCAAUUGGACAAUAACUUUUUACAAAACGAUGACAUAAAUGCCGAAGCAAGCGAAAAAAAGCCAGUCAGCAUGAGCGUAAUCGAAAUCACAAAAGCGAUGAGCAACGAAGUAAUGAAUCACAUUACGAUCGAGAUUGAAAAUCUAAGACAGACUACGGGUAACAUGGACAGAAAGUUGCAGUUUCAUAUGAACUUGGUCUCGGAUCAUUUGGAGUCGGUUUACAAUAUGAUGACGGAUGUGCACGAUGCGAUUCUUGUAAGAGGCCACGGAAACGCAAACGUAAACGCAAACGUAAACGUAAACGCAAACGCAAACGCAAACGCAAACGCAAACGAUCAACGAAUUAUCAACGUUACUACGACCACGGAAAUACCGUCGAAACAAAAUAAGAUCGACCGACUUGUUGAACAGAUGUAUCCUAUGUUGACUGUUUCCGAAAAGAUGGACGAAGUUUGGAACAUUGUGGUUGGCACGAAAAGUUCCGUGGACGAUCUUUUGCCAAAAUCGGAGGAAUUACUAACGCAAACGCAAAGGCAGGAAAGAGCGAUAAGCGAAAUUCACGCGGAUUUAAGAUCAAAGACAAAUCUGAUUAUCGAAAACUUGGAAGGAGUCGAGAAUAGGUUGAGGAAGCAAGAGGACGAUGUUGCUACUCUUGGCCAACGUCCAAUACCGGCGGAACUAUUACUCGAUCCCACGAUCGAUCGACUCGUCGAAUAUGAUUCGAGUAGAUACGUUGGAUUAUCUGAAGAUCUUACGACCGAAACCACCGUUUCAACGAUGACGCCAACCACCGUCGUUUCAUCGGUGUCAAUGUCAAUGUCUUCUUCGACGUCGUCGAAUAUCAUACCGGUCACUAAUUUUAACAAUUCUAAUAAUAUCGAUGGUACUAGUAAUUUCUCUAAUUCGAGCACAGCCUCUGGGACAUCACCGUCCUCGAGUACACAAAGAUCUUUGGUUAAAAAUCGUGGCGUUAUAUUUCCAAGUGUGAAAAACAAACCCAGUCCGGCGAAUUCGACUUUCACCACUGAUGCAUUUCUCAGUUAUAAGGAUGUUAAGGGCUAUUCGUGUGUCGAUUUACUAAACGCGGGCAUGAGGGAUAGUGGUGUCUACUACCUUCAAAUACGCGGUACAACCUACUGGUUCCUAAAAGUUUAUUGCGAACAAGACGUCGCCGAAGGAGGUUGGACGGUUAUUCAAAGAAGAGACGACUUUGGGGAGCCAAGAGAAAAUUUCAAUCGAGACUGGGCAGACUACAAAAACGGGUUCGGCGAUCCUGGCAGAGAAUUUUGGCUUGGUAACGAGAACAUAUACAUGUUAACGAAUAACGAAGACUAUAUGCUUAGAGUGGAACUCGAAGAUUUCGAAGGAAACAAAAAAUACGCACAGUAUUCUCAUUUUAAAAUUUACUCGGAAGCAGAGUAUUAUAAAUUAGAGAUCGAUGGUUACGACGGAAAUGCAGGUGAUUCCUUAAACGAUCCUUGGUACGGUUCAAAUAAUAGUCCUUUCUCGACGUAUAACAGGGAUAACGAUAGAUCGUCGUUGAAUUGUGCUUCCAUGCUCAAGGGUGGAUGGUGGUGGAAAUCAUGCGGACGCGGAUUGAAUGGUCUUUACUUGAACGAUCCUCAAGACUUGACCGCUCGGCAAGGUAUCGUAUGGUUCCGUUGGAGGGGUUGGGAUUAUACGUUAAAACGAGCUACGAUGAUGAUUAAACCAAAAGGACCGACAACACCAAUAUAGAUUAUUCAAAUUUCCUAGAAGAAGCAAAUAUACUAGAAAAGAUUCUAUAAAUUACGUUAUGCGUUGCGUUUCGUACAGAUGGUGCAAUUCUCCGUAACGACCAAAUAUACAUAUACAAAACUUUGGAAGCGCCAAACAAUUUCUUUUUAGAGAAUACACGUUUCCUUCGUUAUUCCUAAACGCGAUUUUGUUUGGAAUUCCAACGUUGAUAAAUAUUUAUUUUUCUCGAAAG